AUGAAGUUUGUGCUCUAUCUGGCGGCCGUGAUUUGGGCUAUUUCAGCUAAACCACAACUUCCUCCCGGUUCUUGCACCGUGAACGUGUGUGUCUCACAGCCGGUCGUCGGAUUGAAGCUGGCUUCGGAAAAUGUGCGCGAAGCUUGUGAAUGGAUGCCGGAACGACCGAUCGACAGCUGCUUCGAAUGUUGCCAAGCAGUUCGGGCUGAGCGCAAAUAUUCGGGGCGACUUGUGCACGAGAUCCUGAUCCCCAGAUCGCAUUGCAGUUGCUGCUUUGGAAAUGACAAGUGUCUGACGCGACGA
Molecule: messenger RNA, 303 nt
Organism: Mesorhabditis spiculigera
Lineage: Eukaryota; Metazoa; Nematoda; Chromadorea; Rhabditida; Rhabditidae
Source: the annotation of a GenBank genome assembly